Molecule: messenger RNA, 6115 nt
Organism: Engraulis encrasicolus (European anchovy)
Lineage: Eukaryota; Metazoa; Chordata; Actinopteri; Clupeiformes; Engraulidae
Gene: armc1
Product: armadillo repeat containing 1
Exons: 7
Coding region: 235-1056 (273 amino acids)
Molecular function (GO): metal ion binding
Source: RefSeq, a predicted model, not a curated record
GCGAGAGAGGAGUGAGCUGCAUUAGGGUACACUGUGUCAAAUGCUCUGCAAAACCCUGGGCAUUUUUUGUGCUUGGUGUUUGAUUGCUGGGAUAGACAUUGGUUUGACACAGUGUAACACCAAAGCAAUUUCCCAUCAACAGACACCUUGGAAGUUUUGAAGAAGAGACACUCGUUUAAAGAGAGAGUGUAAGGGGUGCAGUCUCCUGUGCAUGGCCCUCGGUGCGGCGUCACCAUGAGCGGGGAGUUGGAUGCGUUGGCGGUGGUCAACCAGCUGCGGGACCUGGCAGCCGACCCCCUGAACAGGCGAGCCAUCGUAGAGGACCAAGGAUGCCUCCCCGGCCUCAUCCUGUUCAUGGACCACCCCAACCCACAAGUCGUCUACUCCGCACUAUUAGCGGUGCGCUACCUGGCGGAAUGUCGAGCGAACCGGGAGAAGAUGAAGGGGGAGCUGGGGAUGAUGCUGAGCCUGCAGACCGUCAUGCAGAAAGGCACGACGCCGGGCGAGACGAAGCUGCUGGCGUCUGAGAUCUAUGAGAUCCUCCAGAACGCCAACAACGCAGAGUCCGAGCAGGCCGAGGCCUCGUCGUCAUGCCGACGUAAGGCCCAGUUCUUCCUGGGAUCCUCCAACAAGCGGGCCAAGACGGUGGUACUGCACAUCGACGGCCUGGACGACUCGGCGCGGCGGAGUCUGUGUGAGGAGGCUCUCCUGAAGAUCAAAGGCGUCAUCAGCUUCACCUUCCAGAUGGCCGUCAAGAGAUGUGUGGUGCGCAUACGCUCAGACCUCAAGGCUGAGGCUCUGGGGUCGGCCAUCAACUCAACCAAAGUGAUGAAAGCGCAGCAGGUGGUGAAGGGGGAGGACGGAGAAGAGCUGAUGGUUCCACUAGAGGGCGACUUUGUGGUGGAGCAGAACACGGACCUGCCCGACUACCUUCCGGAGGACGAGAGCCCGUCGCAGGAGCCCCACAAGGCCGUGUCCCGCCUGGGCUCCAUGCAGGACGGCGUGGGCUGGCUCAGCACCGCCGCCAACUUCCUCACGCGCUCCUUUUACUGGUGACCUGGCGGGGGAGGGGCGGGGGGCGGAGGAGGGCGGAGGUGGACACGACACUCACAACCCCCCCUCACCUCAACCCAGCCAAACCCCAUACCACACCACACCACACCACACCACACCACACCACGACCCCCUGCCCCUCAAAAGAAGAAAACGGAAGAGAAAAAAAAAAAACCCGCCCCUUUCCCCUUGCACUGUCACACCUUGCCCUGCAGGGGGUGUCGGACUGCCAAGUGCAAUUCUUUUCUUUUUUUUGCAAUAACCAUAACUGUGUAUCGAAAAGCUCCAAAACGACUAUAAUAACAAACCAAGACUGCAGCAGAAGCCACAGUGAAGCGCACCGUGUGUGCAUGUAUGUAUGAAGGCACGACGUGCUCCCAGCGAUCCCUCUCGACGACCUUUGACCUCUAGGCAACGUCACUGCUCCCAUUGGUCAACUCGCCACUGAAGCCAUAAAGAAAGGGGACUCAUGCCACGCUCUGAUUGGCUAGCGCACCUCAGCCCUCUUGCAUCACUUCCUGUUUUUUUUUUUAGCAUUCUCCUUUUUUUCCACCACUUUGUUUCCUCGAGGGCUGUCCAAUGGCUUUGUUUGCUGUCCUCUUCUGAUGGGUCCUUGUGAUGGGGAAUGAAUGCAUGGCUGACUGUCCUGCUCUGCCUGCCCGUCUGUCUGGCUCCUGGUGUGUUGUAUUGACUCUGCAAGUCUCUGUUGGCGUGUACUACAUGGGCGCGCUAGUCACCAAUCUGCUUUAUUCAACCCAGAGGCUGGUGUAGGGUCACAGUAAACAUGGAGGGGUAAUUCCAAGAACAGAAGCGAUUAAACCUUGUUGAAGAGUGUGGUAAAUCUGCUAAAAGAGAGCCUGCAGGCAUCGUUUUUGCUAAGGCGAUGAGGACGGGAUGCUCUUUUAGUAGCAGCUUUACGGCUACUACCGCUCGGUUAGCUUCACUUGGUUGGCAACUAAACCGCCGUCUUGGAGUGCCUCUCUGGCUGGGACUGGAGGCCGUUGACAUUGUUGAAUGUUUAGCUGAAUGAGUGAUUAGUUUAGAAUGAAACGAAACGAGUGGCUCUUUCACCACCAGGUUUUACUGCUACAUGCCUCGGGGAACACUAAAGCAGGUUUGUGACUUGACCUCCCAUGUAGUGUAGAGGCAGGAAGAGACCAGACGCCACUUGAGCGACUCCAGCAGCGGAAGUAAUUGAACUUGUAUUGAGUCUAGGGAUGCAAAUUAUCGAUUCAUUCAUUAAUCAUUAGUUGAUAGCCUUAUAGAUCGACUUACAAUUAAUUAAUAUGCGGCGUUUUCCCCCAGAAAUUUCAAUGUUUCUCAAAAACAAAAUACAAAAUCAAAAAAAUGUAAUGAAAAAUUGAGAUAAUAUACCACAUUUCAAUGAAUUCUAUUUCAAUUCUUUAAUCCAAAGGUUAUUUCAAUAUACCCACUAUUCACACACACUCUUCACACACACUCUUCACAUGCCCAUUUCACCUGGGUCUCAUGUCAGUCAAAUUGUCGAUUAAUUGCGAUUAAUGUUUUUUAAUCGAUUAACGCAUUGAUCGUUUGCAUCCCUAAUUGAGUCGCUCGCUGGUGAUGGAAGAGACGAAAGCUAUGGGGCACCUAAGUCUCCACCCCUUCCGGGCGGCUUCUGGGGCUGGCAACGGAAAAACUUUUGACUGGGCUGUAAUGGACUGAUCAAAGCUAUUUUCCGACCCACCUCGCAUUUCCCCGUCGAUCACACAUAUGCUGUGCCUCAGAAUUAAUAACAACCAAUGGUGUGCUUGUUGACUUCACUUGGCAAGCGAUUUUUGAGUUGUGAGUGUGUAAAAAUAUGUAAUUAUUUGGACUACACUACAGACGUCGCAUGUCCGACGUGCAGCCACUUAAGCCACGGUGCAGCGGUAGGGUUGGCUGUGCCUCGGUUCACGUCAGAUAUGCGAGGCGCAAGUGUAGUCUCCAACACAGUUUUGCACAAAAGCUAAAAUAACGUUUCUUGCGUGCCGAAAAUGAGUGGUCUUACGACGCAAAUCCAAACCUUUUAAAUUCACUGUCAUCAUAUGUGAAAUCCGGAGCACAUGCCAAACGGGAUGAGGAUUUAGCUUGACUCGCUCCAUUGACUCGCAUUCAAAAUUUUGCGAGCUCCUGCCCCAUGUAUCGGAAGUAGAAGGGCGUGACUUAGGUGCCCCAUUUGGGCAGCAGUUUGUAAUUGGGCUUCAGCCAGUAUUAUGCAAAUGAGCUGUGAUGCUGUUCGACGGCAGCCGCCACAGCCAAUGGGAAUGUCGGAAUGCUUGCAUUUUGCUUUUAGCGGACACACUCUGUUGCUUCUAUCGCUCGCAUCGCUCUUGCUAAACAGUCCAGCGAUUCUCUGUCUAGUCGCUUAAUCGUGUUGCGGCUGGUGUAUUCGGCCAGUUAGACCCUGGUCUAGGACGGACUGGUGAUGGGAUGGCCCAUAUGGGUUUGGUUGGAUAAUUUUAAACAACACAGGUGUUAUUAUUUUCAAAAUGACCUUAUUUUUUUCUGCCACCCCCCUUUUUACUCUAUUAUGUUUUUUUGUCUGUCUCUUUUGGAAUGUAUUUGAUCAUGAGAAGCAUAAUCAUCUAUUCCCUUUACCAUUUAGGCCUCACCAAAGCAUGCUGUAAUAUUUUAAUGCCUUUUUUCUUUGCCAUCGUCUUUCAUAGUGAUGCUACUCUCGUGCAGGAGGAGUGUGUGUUGUGUGUGUGAUUUGAUUUCUUUUCUCUUUUUUCUUCUCCUGCUUGUUCUUAAUAUUUAUAUCUUGUUUUUAAGAUUGUUUUUUUCAUUUUUCACUCUUUUGAAACCUUAAGAAGAAAAAAAAAACCUACAAAUGUGUAUAUAUUUUUGGGUUGUGAUUGGUUUAGUUCUGAAUACAUGAAAUCUCCCCGUUCUCGUGUGUGUAUUAGACCUCGUAAAUCUCGGCAGGUUCCUUCCACCAGGGGGAGUUCCGUAGACACCAGCAGAUGACUAGCGGGCAGUGAUGGGGGAAUCUGGACUCAUCACUUAACAAUCCAGUGCCACAUAUUCCAAACCACCUGGAUUCACCUGUCCAAUUCAGAAAGGUGGUUGCCUGGUUUAGUGAUCACCUGGUUGAAUUAGACAGGUAGGCCUAAAAGCUGUUGAUUUGGCUUGUGUGGCGCUGGAUUGUAAGCUAAUAUGUCCCAGUUGCACAUCACUGCUGACAGGUCUGUUGUAGAGCAGACGGCGGAGAAACGUUUCGCUCGUUUUACUCUUUAAAAGGGACAUGAGGGGUUGGGGCUCCUCUCUAGCCGCACGGUUUUCUCCUUUUGUUGUUAUGCCACGUGCCAAGCACCGCAAACGUAUACCUACAAACGUAUGUAGUAAUAUGCGAACACGCGUUUUAGAUCGAUGUUUAACCUCAAACACUACUCGAACCAAAUGGGUGAUUUAGCUAGUCACUGGUUGUGAUUGCCUAACCUCUGUAGGUUUAAUGACGACAACAAUGCACACUAACGACUUCUCUCAACAUGUUUUGUUGUCAGAUUUCCACCGUUUUUUCACCAUAAAACACUGAAGAACAGUUCGAAACGUCACAUAUUUGCCACAAUUCCAGAGCCUUCCAGCAAACAGUGAGAUAUACUGCUGCUUGCGUUGCCAAAACGUGCUCUGCUCGCCUGGUGCCUGCUGCUGAAACGGCACGCUCUCAACACCACCAUGCUCACUACACUACGCCACAGCUGGCCAGGAGUGCGUUUCUUGACAGCGUCAAGUUAGCAACUUACUAAGGAGCAAUGAUGUUGUCGAGAAACACUGUUCAGCUUGCAUCCUCCUGGCCAGCAGUCCUUUGUGAUUGACCACCUAUAGACCACCACAUGUUGCAUUACCUAAGCUGCUUCUGUUUCACAUCGAGAGUCGGACACACACACGCACACACACACACACAGAACUCGUCAAUCAGGGGGUGCAUACACGCACACGGCAACGGCUAGGUCCCACACAGACACACACACCUCUCCUCGUCUUGAUUGCGAUGAGAUUUUAGCCGUCGUUUCCCAGCCUCUCCCGACUCUCACUGUAAAGGAAUAGCGUAGUAACUGGAAUGGCUAAUAGCUGAAUGCACUUCUUUAUACCCAGAGUUCAAAGCUAACAGGAGGAGUUCAAGACGUUUGACUGUUCAUUUGUUUUUCCCCCCUUGUCCGCCUUUUUGUCCGUUUCUUUUUCUUUCAUAGAGAUUGGGAGUGAAGUGCAUUUUAAUGCAAGGCUUGAGCAAUCGGAUAUCCAUUAAGUUUUAAAUGGAACAGAUUGAAAUACCAUAUUAAUGGGGACUGAUGAGUGUUCUCUGACUGAGGCCAUUUUUUGCACACCACCUUUUCUUCCAACAUAUUGGCUGCGAUCAACACAGCGUAUAACCCUCAAGUAUUAUCUUUUUUUUUUAACCCAGGGGAUCCAGUUCACUUCUUAAAUUAAAAAUAAUGUACAGUCAAUUAUUUACAACCUUUUUGUUUGAUACUCUUCUUAUAUACUGUUUGUCAUCCUUACUUGAACAUUUUCCUUUUGAUUGACCCCCUUUUCCCUGUCUCCUCUCUUUGCUUUUAAUUAACACCUUUAAUUUCUGUCCUGUUCAGUAGGAGAUGAACAAGUCAAGGGAUAGCAGAGCCUCCGCGUAGUAACUGUGUGCGUUACAAUAUGCGGCCUUGCCUCCUCCACUUGUGCUUGUCUCCUCGUACCAGGAAGUAAUAUGUCAUGAUGACAUCACUGACCACAGCAUUAUAUUUCAAUAUCUUGCAAAAGCUCAAUUGUAAAGCCUUCUUCUCAUUUGCAAUUGGGAUGGUGAAUGAAAAACAGUCCCUCAAAAGUUGUUGUGGCUAGGCUGACAUCUGGGAAACUUUAUCGGUUUCUCCACGGAGGAGGGGCCAGGAGGCGGGGCGAGGAGACAAGCGCAAGUGGAGGAGGCAAGGUCGCGUAUUGCAACGCACUCAUUAGCUUCUCUUGUACAGUACAGUGUAUCUCUGCUCUGCUAUGGGGAGUACUUCAGGUCACAAGGAACUGUUGCCUGUACACCGUAAUGACGACUUAUUCAAUAAAAUAUAAAUGAAUUGGA